This is a messenger RNA of Cheilinus undulatus (humphead wrasse), 3135 nucleotides long. Its product is annotated as ceramide synthase 2-like. Gene Ontology annotation, molecular function: DNA binding; sphingosine N-acyltransferase activity. Bases 96 to 1475 code for a protein of 459 amino acids. The record is from RefSeq and is a predicted model, not a curated record. Lineage: Eukaryota; Metazoa; Chordata; Actinopteri; Labriformes; Labridae. The transcript is spliced from 11 exons. Gene Ontology annotation, biological process: ceramide biosynthetic process. Gene Ontology annotation, cellular component: membrane.
GUGGAAUUCAGGGCUCAUCCAUAACUAAAUAAAGCUUUGACAAAGACACACUUUUACCCUCUGUAUCCUGGACGAGAAGUUUGUCACUACACAGGAUGGACCUGCUGCCUGAUGUUUGGAGACAGGAUUUCUGGCUUCCUCCAGGUGUGACCUGGAUGGACAUGGAGCAGCUGGCAGAAUCUGAGCGACCACGACCCCGGGACCUCCUCGUAGCUCUGCCCCUUGCACUGUGCUUUAUUGUGCUCCGUUACCUGUUUGAGAGGUAUUUGGCCCCACCCAUUGGCAGAUGUUUGGGAGUGAAAAAAAGGUUACAAGUGGCCGCAGCCCCUUCCCCGAAGCUGGAGUUUUUUUACACCCAGAGGAGCAGACAGCCAACACAGAAUGAAAUUCUCAGUUUAAUGUCUGUAUGUGGGAAAAGCCAGAGGCAGAUUGAGAUCUGGUUCAGACGCCGCAGGAACCAAGACAGACCAUGUCAAACCAAGAAGUUUGGUGAGGCUGCUUGGAGGUUCUUUUUCUACAUCACAGCCUUCAUAGUAGGACUGGCUUGUUUGAUUGAUAGGCCAUGGUUCUGGGACCGCAGGGAAUGUUGGAGGGGAUACCCACUUCAGCCCAUGGAGAGAGCUCAUUACUGGUACUACAUGUUAGAGCUGGGUUUUUACGUCUCUUUACUCCUUCGGGUCUCUGUGGACAUCAAGAGGAAGGAUUUUAAAGAGCAGGUGAUUCAUCAUCUGGCCACCAUCUUCCUGCUCAGCUUCUCUUACUCUGCCAACUACAUCCGCAUCGGCACCUUGGUGAUUCUGCUCCAUGACUCCUCUGACAUCUUGCUGGAGUCUGCCAAGAUGUUCAACUAUGGCUCUGGGUGGAGGAAAACAUGUGACAUUCUGUUUGUUCUGUUUGCUGUGGUUUUCCUUGUGACUCGACUGGUGGUUUUCCCCAGCAAAAUCAUCCAUACCACCCUGGUGCUGUCUGUGGAGCUGUGUGAACCUUUCGCUGGCUAUUACUUUUUCAACAUCUUGCUGAUAGUGCUGCAGGUUCUUCAUAUCUUCUGGGCUGGUUUAAUCUUACGUAUGAUCUACAAGUUCCUGAAAGGCAAGCUGGAAAAAGAUGAACGCAGUGAUGAAGAAAGUGAGAGCACUGAAGAUGAAGAGCACAAUAAAGGGAAAGAGGAAUAUAUGGAUCAAGGAGGCAAUUAUUGCUGGGAGAAAAGUAAAGACAUCCUUGACUUCAAACUUAGAAUGUCAAAAUUUUUUAUACUUAGAAACCUUUUCAAUAUCACAUGCUUUCAGCAAUACAAUAUCCGUUAUUUUUUACGAUCAAUAGUGCCGAAAAGUACAGAAGUAACAAAAAAAAUAAAAGAUAUAGCCAUGUUUUCAACCAAAAGCUGCCACAAGAGAGAGCGAGACAGACAGCAUGCAGCAGUGGGCGAUCAAUUAGAAAGAGCUAGUUACACACAAAGUGGUGAUACAGAGAAAUAAGAUGUUUUCUGAUUGAUUGAUAGGGAAAACACUCUUAAACAUGCCAACACCUCCACACAAACGUGCAGGAAGGUGCUGGAGUCUGUUUGAUAGCUGCUGAAGCCCACUCCUUCCUGUCAUAGGCACCGGUAAAUGUUCACUCAACAGUUUAAGUUCCUUUCAUAAGGAUGCACAUGCUGAGUUUAGUGUCUUAUGCAGAAAAGAUCAAUGCAAAAUACAGUGAUGUUUUCUCCCUUCACAGAUGACAGCGUCAGAUCUCUGCAUGAACACUGAUACCCAUAAAAUGUCCAAAAUAAGAGCAUUAGAAAAUAGAGACUGAGUGCCUAGACACACUUCCUCUGGAUUAUUAAUGAUAACUCAGAGGAAAUAUUUUUAUUUUGGUCAUACACAAUUUUAAGGAAACUCUAAUAGCCUAUAUAUUUGCCUUUUAUUGCUACUGAUAACGUCGAAUUUUGGUAUGUGUCUAGCGAUGUUUUCUAAUUGUAAAUCAAAAGUAACUACAUUUUUGGUCGUCCAGGUCAUUUUUGUAUCAAAAUAUUGUUUGAAAUGUAUCAGUAGAAGUUGAAAAUUCUGGUAUCGUGACAACUCUGCUCCUGUCUGCUGAUGCUUGCCAGCAACUGUGGCCUGAAUAACUUAACAAACCACAGGUUAUGUCUGGCUGAUGGAUUGCAGAAAUUUCAGUAAAGCUUGUUUGCUGGAAGUUUUACUGCAAACUGAAAGAGUGAUCAGUGAUUUAUUUUGACCCCUUUUUUACUAGGGUUCCAGUAUAAGAUCAUAGCUCAUUUUUACUAAGAUUAGAUUUAAUAAAUCUGUGACAGGUGGCUCAUAAGUAUUUGUAAAAUACUGACAGAGAGAUGUAAUCUGUUGAUCUCUUGGUUAUGAUACCAGCCUGACUCCCAUUUGUUUUUGUCAUCCCAGUGUGGGCUCGAACCUACAACUUCUAGUUUAAGAGACCAGUAGUACUGUGGCUGGUGAAAUUGAGCUGAGGUUUUAGCACGUGAUUUUUUGUUCAGAGGUGCUAACUCUGACAUUUUAGUAUUUUUAAGUCACAUUUCUAUGGAGAUGGGCAGAUAAUAGGAUCAUAAAAGCGUCCAGUGCCUUCACUGUAGCCUUUCAGACUGUUAACACUACCAAGUGUUUGUUUCACAGACAUUUCAGAAAGCACAAAAAAAAAAAAAAAAAAAAAAAAAACAAGUUACCAGUGUUAUCAUUUGUAAAAUUUCACAGGUGUGAGACCCUGUAGACACAACUGGUUAUUGUUAAAACAACAUUUGAAAGUGGCAUGCAGAAUAUACUGUAAAUGAAGGAAAUACAUUUCUAAUUUUACUUUUCCCCUGUUUUCCUUUUGUUAUGUUUUGGGUCAUUAGUUUUGAUUCUGUAAAAAUAUACUGUAAAAAUAAACAUACUCUUAAAAAUACUUCAGAAUUACUUUCUUUUUCAGAUUAAAAACAGUGUAAAGGAUAAUCUGUUUAAUAUGACCUACACUACAAACACAUUAUGCUAAUAGUAAUAUUGGUUCUUAUUUAGGUUUUUCCAUAUGGAUAUAUAUUUCACCAUGAACAGCAGCCUAGGUUAAAAUUGUGUGUUUAAUAGCUAUAGCAAAACAAAAGAUGUAACAUAAUUUACUUGUUCUGUAACAUCAAGAAAUGUAACAUGAGGA